AUGGCUUCUCGAUCUCCGCCAGUGGACACCCCGCUCCUCAAAUCCCCUGUGCCUGAGACACCCUUUAAAGACGCGCCAACACCACCGCAAACAGUACCUUUCCCUUCACCACAGACCUUUGAGAUAAUCCCAUCAUUGCAUGGGAUUCUUUCUCGCUUACUCUCAAAAGGUCAGCAACCCGGUUCAUCGGACGCACCCGGAGAUACAACAGGGGACCCAGGAGCUUCCCAGGCACAGGUCCAACAAGCACCUACAAGCAUCCCUAAUGACGGACACAAUGGCAACAACUCAUCUUCACAUGCUGUGCCAGGAGUAUCAGUCCUCGGUUCAGGUGCUCGUCCGCCGCUCGAUGUGAAAACCCUCCCUACCGAAACCAGCUCUGUUAGGAUCCGAAUCCAGAAGGCUCGUACAGUCGUCGAAGGGCUACCAGAUGUACACCGGUCUGUCGAUGAUCAACAAAGAGAGAUUGCAGAGCUGGAGGAUCGUGUGAGACGUUUGCGCUCUGUCAUCUCUGACUUUGGGAAUCGAGCAGGAAUGCUACAUCAGGACAAUACGAGGACCGUGGAAGCAUGA
Molecule: messenger RNA, 573 nt
Organism: Penicillium concentricum
Lineage: Eukaryota; Fungi; Ascomycota; Eurotiomycetes; Eurotiales; Aspergillaceae
Product: mediator of RNA polymerase II transcription subunit 9
Exons: 1
Coding region: 1-573 (190 amino acids)
Biological process (GO): regulation of transcription by RNA polymerase II
Cellular component (GO): mediator complex
Molecular function (GO): transcription coregulator activity
Source: RefSeq, a predicted model, not a curated record